This is a messenger RNA of Penicillium mononematosum, 291 nucleotides long. RefSeq lists its product as uncharacterized. Bases 8 to 157 code for a protein of 49 amino acids. The record is from RefSeq and is a predicted model, not a curated record. The transcript is spliced from 4 exons. NCBI's taxonomy places the organism in Eukaryota, Fungi, Ascomycota, Eurotiomycetes, Eurotiales, Aspergillaceae.
AUUCAAAAUGUUUGCCCCAGGCCAAGAACAGAUCUCCAAGGAAGAGAUCAAGGCUGGUGAGAUUGAGGCCAGCCAGACCGUCCAGAUGGCUAUUGCUGGCGGUUUCCUCCUCUACUUGUCCCCCUUCGCCGUUGACUUCGUCCGCAAGUUCCUUUAAGCCGGUUGACCCGUCUUCCGCUCUUCUUUCUUGCCUCCCGGACUGUAAUCGAUGAAUCGCUGGUUAUGAUUUCGCGAUGACAUGCAGGAGAACUGGAUAAUUGAUUUUUUCCCCCUGGCAUAACUUUUUUUCCC